Molecule: messenger RNA, 1100 nt
Organism: Vigna radiata var. radiata (mung bean)
Lineage: Eukaryota; Viridiplantae; Streptophyta; Magnoliopsida; Fabales; Fabaceae
Exons: 2
Coding region: 175-831 (218 amino acids)
Source: RefSeq, a predicted model, not a curated record
CAACAAAAGGUAAUAAUUUUAAUAAUUUUAACAAAACCUAACAAAUAAAUCUGUUUUCAAUUCUCUUUCCCUGCAACAAAGACUCGCAUCAAAGCAUAAAUUUCACUCACAAUUCUAUCCAUAAAACCGUUGCGCUGAGAAAAAUAAAAAAUAAAACUUUAUUUUUUUGCUCCCAUGGCUUCCUUCUGCCGCGGCUAUUCGAAGACCCAAAUGUGCUUCUUCAAGAUUCUCAACAUAAUUUCCUCCACUCCACCCUCUGCAGAGCAACCAGAAGAACAACAAGACUCCUUUCCUACCAAAGGGGUUGGCAUCGAUUUGAAUCUCAGAUUCUCUUCCCUCACGGAAUCAGAAUCUUCUAGAACCGACACCAUCGAAGAAGAGCAAGAAGAAGGCUUUCCAGACAAGAGCUUUCAACUUUCAGACAAACUUCACGACAACCAAAAUCUUAACGAUGAAGUUAACGACGUUCAAACAGCGUCGUUUCAGAGAUGCGAUAGUAAUUUUCUCGAUUUACUUAUAGAAGCGGCGAGAGUCGUCUCUGGAAAACACGAGUCUGACUCGGAAGAAGAAAGGGGACUCGGUACCGAGUCAACGACUCAGAGAGCGAAUAAAGAGAAGCGGAAAGAAAGGUGGGUGGUUGUUGAUAUAUACGGCGACGUUUUGGAGGACAGAGAACCGGUGGUCCGGUCCAAGCGAGGGAGGAACCAAGCGUUACCGUACCGGUUCAGAGACUCGGUGGUCGAACCGUUGAAACGCGCCACCCGUUCUCAGAGACCGUCGUCAACCUCACACCUUACAAAACGACUUCUUAGGUCGUCAUCCACAACGUAAAACGCAUGAAUGCAUGGUUAUGUUUCACUGAUGGUUCUUCCGGAAGCACGUUUGCAGCUACGAUAUGGAAGUGAUUUUGGAAAUCUGAUAAAAACAGGGGAGACAGAGAAAUGCAUGUCUUUAAGUUAUUGGAAUUUUAUAGUUCUAUUUAUUUGAUCUGCGAGAACAAUGUAUGUUGACGGGUUGAAACUUCAGACAUGUAAAGAAAGUAAGUACAAAGGUUUUUAUUUCUGCACAAUGAUACUUUUUACCGAUAAUAUUUUAAUACU